UUAGCAGUCUUCUCCUUCCCUGUCCUCUACAUUUGUUUCCAACACGUAUCCAAUAACUUCAGUUAGUCUUCUAUUUGUUUUCCAUUUUUCUUCGCACGAGGCAAUGCACGAUGCGCGGAGAGCAGCGGAGCGCGGGAUCUGGAUGUCUGGACGGAGAUGGAUGAAUAGAUGGGCGGACAACUGACAGCACCGUGAAAUCCCCGGGAAGUGGACGUGGCGUUCAGCGCCGGGCUUUCUGCAACUUUGUCCGCUGUUGCUGUGGAGCAGGUGAAGCUGGGGGUCGGACACAGCUUUGACACGGACCGCCCCGCCAUGUGCGCCUUUUCUCUGGUUUUCGGAGUGCGUUGAGCGACAGACGGGAUAAAUGUGGUCUGUUCUUCUGGAUUCUGAAUCCUCGUCAGUUAAAGUUUUUUUUUUUUUUUUACAUAGGAACCACAUUGGGGAUGCUAGAGGAACAUUUUUGUAAUCUUUCAGUAACACCCUGUAUGUAAGUUACACGAGUCUAUGGGAAAAGGCUCAGCGGAGACCAACUUUUACGCACGAGUCAUUUAUGUGAAAUUUCCAGAGAUGAAGGAGAAAUGCAAGAACGCGGCGAAGACGCGGAGAGAGAAGGAGAACGGAGAGUUUUAUGAGCUGGCCAAGCUGCUGCCUCUGCCGGCGGCCAUCACCUCCCAGCUGGACAAGGCCUCCAUCAUCCGACUGACCAGCAGCUACCUCAAGAUGAGGGCCGUGUUCCCCGAAGGUCUGGGUGAUGGAUGGGGUCAGGCCACCAGGUUCAGUCCUCUGGACAGCAUGGCUAAAGAACUGGGCUCCCACCUUUUACAGACUCUGGAUGGCUUUGUGUUUGUUGUGGCCUCUGAUGGCAAAAUCAUGUACAUCUCUGAAACAGCAUCGGUCCACCUGGGCCUGUCCCAGGUGGAGUUGACAGGAAACAGUAUAUUUGAGUACAUCCACCCAUCAGACCACGAUGAGAUGACAGCAGUGCUGGGUCUGUGCCAGCCCCCACACCAUCACUUCUCUCCGGAGUAUGAAAUCGAGCGCUCCUUCUUCCUGAGGAUGAAGUGUGUACUUGCUAAACGAAAUGCAGGACUCACAUGUGGGGGAUAUAAGGUGAUCCAUUGCAGCGGCUAUCUGAAAGUGCGUCAGUACAUGAUGGACAUGGCGCUGUAUGAAUCCAGUUAUCAGACCGUGGGCCUGGUGGCAGUCGGUCACUCCCUGCCCCCCAGCGGCAUCACCGAGAUCAAACUCCACAGCAACAUGUUCAUGUUCCGGGCCAGCCUGGACUUAAAACUCAUUUUCCUGGACACAAGGGUGGCAGAGCUGACAGGCUUUGAGCCCCAGGACCUGAUAGAGAAGACUCUCUACCACCACGUCCAUGGCUGUGACAUUUUCCACCUGCGCUAUGCUCAUCAUUUAUUACUGGUGAAGGGGCAGGUCACCACUAAGUACUACCGCAUGUUAUCAAAGCAUGGAGGCUGGGUGUGGGUGCAGAGCUACGCCACCAUCGUCCACAACAGCCGCUCCUCCAGACCUCACUGUAUUGUCAGUGUGAACUACGUCCUCACCGACAUCGAAUGCAAGGGUAUGCAGUUAUCCGAAGACCAGAGUCGAGCCACUAAGCCAGGUCUCGGUGUCCCUUCCACCCAGGACCACCGCAAACACCUCCGAACCAAAGCAGUCAAGAUGAAGCCCAAACCCAGAGCAGCUCCCUAUCCUGAGCAACAGGCUGCUAGCGUCUUCCAGCCGGACCGCUUGAGCUGCUCCCCCCAGAGGGGGCUGUGGAAGGAGCGAUCCCCGUACCCGCUGACCCCCUGCAGGGAGAGGAGCUCCAGCCUGAGCCCUGAAGCGGGCCAGGUGUCCGGCUGCGGCCCCACUUACAACCUGACCCUGCGCUAUCCCUACAAUCACCGACAUCUGGACGCUCAGAGCCAGAUGCCGAGCUCAGGCCCGUCCUCUCAGCUGGCUCAGCAGAUCAUCGGCUCCCUGCACAGCAGAGGGUCUGUUGGCUGGAACAUCAGCAGCCCCCCAGCACCCAACAAAUACACAGGCCCCGGGCUGGCAGCUGACCGUAGGUACCCUGAUGACCUCUACCAUGAUUGCCCCAGCAACACCAACCCACAUGCCACCAGCAGGCUGAAGGAAGAACCCUACGAACACUACAUGCUCGUCCACGACAAGGUGUCUGAGGUCUGUCCACACCCCCGUCCUCACGCUAACAAGGACGGCAAGCCUUUAAACCCGGAGGUCCAACAUCACGCGAGAGGUGGAGAGGGGCCCGGAGGGGACCGGGCCCUUGCCUGCCCUUUGCUCAGCGGUCUGGUACGGGGUAAAGUUGAGCAGGGCCCGCUGCACAGUGGGGGCCAGCUUCUCCCUGUGGAGCAGAGGAGGAGGCGGUGCAUGAUGGAGGCGCCGUACAGCCCCCCAGGAUAUCCACACCCGGCCGACGGCCCCCAGCACCAGCAGUACGGAGCAGCCGCUGAGCUGCUGCAGCCCAGAGCUGCUGCUGGGGACGACCGGAGGAUGUUCAUAGGUAUGGGGGUCGGGGUGGGCCUUCCAGCCCAAGCUCCAUACAUGUCUUUGAACUUCCAUAAGGUCCUGGGCAAACACGGUUCAAUUAAAGCCCCCGCUUUCACCACGCUGAGCCAUAUAGCAGAUGGCCACAGUUGCCGCGGUAAAGAGACGGCUUCUUACAGCUGUAACAGCCAGAGCCAGAGUCCCAGCUCGGGCUCGUCCCCCGACAGCCACAGAGAGAUCCCACAUUACAUCGGCACAUCCGUUAUCAUCACAAACGAGAGGUGACCCAUGCAGGACGGAAGCUCCAGAGACUCUCAAAGCCAGAACUCUGACUGCUUCAAAGGCUCCAGCCAGGGUCGGACUGGGGGUGAAAGGGGAGUGAGCACCCAGGGCCCAAAAAGAUGCUAUAGCUGUGGAUGUGGGGAGAGGGCCCAGAAUUUUGUGCUAAACCCCCCCUGAGGGUUCAUUUUGCACUCCUGCAGGAUAGUUGUACGUCCUUUAAAAGACCAACCUGAACAUGUUCUAUAGAAUUUAUGCAAUAUAUGCAAUGCAAUACAGCUUUCACAGGAAUCAUAGUCACUUUUUCCUUUAUUAUUAUUAUUAUUAUACAACCCAAACUAAGGGCCUAAACAUUAUAUAUUGAUUGAACCUUGUUUCGUUUUUAAAUAAAAUAUUGUUUUUCCAUUUUAUUAAAAUUAACAUACAUGGACAUACCAUGUCUAACUUAAUAGGUUCCAUACUGAUGCCAAGCAUACAUCAAUAAACUAAAAAAUCUAUCUCCAUUUUUUUGGCAAAUAAACAGAUUUGUAAAUCCUGCA
Messenger RNA from Etheostoma spectabile (orangethroat darter), 3332 nucleotides. It is a transcript of the gene sim2, whose product is annotated as SIM bHLH transcription factor 2. The record is from RefSeq and is a predicted model, not a curated record. Gene Ontology annotation, biological process: regulation of transcription by RNA polymerase II. Bases 505 to 2799 code for a protein of 764 amino acids. Gene Ontology annotation, molecular function: protein dimerization activity; RNA polymerase II transcription regulatory region sequence-specific DNA binding; DNA-binding transcription factor activity, RNA polymerase II-specific. The transcript has 11 exons. Lineage: Eukaryota; Metazoa; Chordata; Actinopteri; Perciformes; Percidae.